CUAAGAAUACAUUCAAAUCCUUGCAAUGCUUAAGCUUAUUUGCAUUUUCGGUAAGCUCUAAAAUUAUCAUGGAGGAUAGUUCCAUUAUGAAAGAUCAAAAUUAUUUCCAUAUAGCUCUCGUUAUUGUGGCCACCUGUGAGGCACAAAAAUGUCGCCCGGUAUGUAGGCCCAAGAUAAGCAGUCCAGCCGUUUGUGCCGCCGAUAAUCAUCAGCAAAUGUGCUUCCGCAUGAGCCAAUGUCAGUUGGAUGAGGAGAAUUGUCGUCGUCGGGCUGCCAAGCGACCAACCAUUUCCAAUGUCGAUCCAAUACGUUGCCGUAACAUUAAAUCACCCAAUGGCAGAGGUAAAUGUGCCCCCGCUCAUCCACGUAGUCCACGCUCAGCAACACCAAACUGUAAUCGUUUGAAAUGCCGCAGCCCUAGCAAGGUGCUGAGAUGUUAUCGUUCCAAAAAGAACAAUUGUCAGCUAUUGACCGCCUGUCAAUUGCAACGCGUUAAUUGUCAACGUGGCCGAUCGAAUUUGUUGAGCUGGACUGAUUCUCGCCGUUGCGCUGGCAUGAAAGCUGGACAGAAAUUGCAAAAAUGUAAAGCUCUACCCAAAAGGGGUUAAGAAGUGACAUGGGGA
Molecule: messenger RNA, 623 nt
Organism: Musca domestica (house fly)
Lineage: Eukaryota; Metazoa; Arthropoda; Insecta; Diptera; Muscidae
Exons: 2
Coding region: 69-608 (179 amino acids)
Source: RefSeq, a predicted model, not a curated record